UCCAAAGGGUCAGGCCAUGCUUCAACAGAUCAGACUGUCACAGCUCUUUAAACAUCACCUCAGUGCCAUCACGGAUAUGGUUUUCUGAAAGGCAUCUCAAGUCUUUGGCAAAGGACUGACAGGAGCUUUUAAGUCCAAAGUGUAGACACUACUUGGAAGAAAGCCUGAGGAUCUUGUUUCGAAACGCUUGUUAGCUUGACAUCUGGUGCUGUUUGUUAAAGAACAUUAUUUGAUAAGGGCUGAAGAUUUGAAAGGCCAUGUGACCGGCAUGUCGAAUUCAAAAUAAUUCGUGAUGUUGCAUGUACUGCAAGUGUUUGCAAAGCCGUCCUUUUAUACUCACCCAAAUCAACUGGCCCUUGGACGUUGUGCGUGACCCAAAAUAUGCAGUAAUAUGAUGCGCAACGUUAUGCUUGCAACGCAGAUGACUCAUACCUCCGGGUCCGAGCUGUCACCCGGAGCCAGUAGUACUGUAUACUUUAUUCUGCCUGCCAGACGGCUCCAGAUAUUUGGUUACUGGCAGAGUCGUCUUCUCAUCAGCACAUGGUGACACACGUGUAGAUGCUGGCCAUGAUGGGUCACGGUAGAUUCGUGACGUUCCUCCUGCUCGUCCUGUGGUCCUGCUGCUCUGUCACUAGAGCUCAUUAUCCUCAGGAAGGUGGCGGGGAAGCCAACAUAUUUCUAAGUAUUUUAACCAAACUGGGCAAACUAGCGCGUGAGGAAGGAGCAACAUCAGGUCACAACAUCCAUCUCCGGUCUACAGUCGCUAUUGCCAACUUCAGCGCAAGUGUGGCGACAUCUGAAUCCUCAACAACAGUCUUGCUGACGUGGAAUAUCGUAGGGAAUGUGACAUACACCAGUUACUACUUGGAGUACGAGAUGUUGGACAAACAGGAUUACAUCAAGGUCCGUCAACGCAACAUAGAGGACCGGACUGCUCGAUGGUACAAGCUGGACUACCUGCAGGCAGACUCAAGGUACAAGGUGUGCCUCUUUUUGAGGAACAAGAAGACCAUCCUCGGUCGUCAGAAGAGAUGUCUGAUUGCCACCACCACCGACGACUCCAGCGGUCAGACGUGGAUGUAUGUAAUUAUUGCACUCGCAGUUGUCGUGUUAGUCUGCUUCUUCUUUGCCUCCAUCUACUUCCGAUGGGACAAGCAGGUGGUCCAGGGGGGAAUCAGAGAUAUGUUUAGGCGCAGACGGGAGAAGAGAGCGCGACUCAAACAGAGAGGGGCCGUCAAUGACAGCUCGAUGCACCGCCACUCGCGCCUGGGCCUGGACCGCACUCCCCAGCCGUCUCCCCGCCAGUCUCCCCGCCAGUCCCCGAUGUCGAAAAAGUCACCCCAAGUACAUUGAGCUCAUCAUGCCGGAAAAAAUGCGCCUGUCGAGAUAGUGUCUACGGCAAUCAUCAGGAAAUAUUAGAAAAUGUACGCUUGGUGCAAAGUAUACAUGUAUUGAAUGAUUCAACAAUUUUGGUUGAAGUUUCAUGAAUGUGUAUUGGAAAUUACAGCAUGAACUUGCUUACCGGUCUACGUCAACAUUGUAACACCCAGCAAACGGCCUCGAAUGUAGCUAACCAUGCAGAUUACUCAUAUGUAAUAAUUGGCGGCACCGGCAGGUUUUACGUAGAAAUGCACUCUUUAUAGAGACUUUGUAAUAUGAUUACGAUUUCCUUCAACUACAUAGUAGUGAACUUCAGGCUAUGUGUCAGUGAAGACCACGGCGGGAAAGUUAAACCCUCAUGAAUAGGAAUAACGGGACGAAUGGUAUGAAGUUCAAUAUUCAAUGUUUGGUCUGUCUCACAUAGAUAACUUGGUUGUCAGCUUCAGUAAGAUAGUUAUUUGCCGGAAUCAAAU
Messenger RNA from Branchiostoma floridae (Florida lancelet), 1853 nucleotides. RefSeq lists its product as uncharacterized. The record is from RefSeq and is a predicted model, not a curated record. The coding region runs from base 559 to 1353 and encodes 264 amino acids. The transcript is spliced from 4 exons. NCBI's taxonomy places the organism in Eukaryota, Metazoa, Chordata, Leptocardii, Amphioxiformes, Branchiostomatidae. Gene Ontology annotation, molecular function: protein binding.